AUGAGUUGGCAGGUCCUUGCCAGGUGGGGGCAAGCCGGUGGAGCUGGCAUGUGUGACAUGGUGCGAGAGCCGGAGCCCGGGGGUGGGCACUGGACCCAGCCAGUAGAGAAGCGUGUGUUGUUCCCCCAGAUUGUCUUCUACGAGGACAAGAACUUCCAGGGCCGCCGCUAUGAGUGCGACAGCGACUGCUCAGAUUUCCACGCCUACCUAAGCCGCUGCAACUCCAUCCGAGUGGAGAGUGGGGCCUGGGUGGUGUACGAGAGGCCAAACUACAUGGGCUACCAGUAUGUCCUGACCAGGGGGGAGUACCCAGAGUACCAGCGUUGGAUGGGACUCAACGACCGCCUCAGCUCCUGCAAGAUGAUCCACUUUACCAGUGGGACCCUGUACAAGCUGCAGCUCUAUGAGAAGGCAGACUUUGGGGGCCAGGCCUUCGAGGUCACAGAGGACUGUCCCUCCCUUCUGGAGAAGUUCCACUGGAGGGAGGUCAACUCCUGUAAGGUGUCCGACGGCUGGUGGGUUCUCUACGAGCACCCCAACUACCGUGGACGCCAGUACUUCCUGGAGAAGGGGGAAUACCGCAAGCCUGGCGACUGGGGUGCUGUCAGUCCUACAGUCCAGUCCUUUAAGCGCUUCACUGAUUGA
Molecule: messenger RNA, 645 nt
Organism: Xiphias gladius (swordfish)
Lineage: Eukaryota; Metazoa; Chordata; Actinopteri; Istiophoriformes; Xiphiidae
Gene: crygs2
Product: crystallin, gamma S2
Exons: 3
Coding region: 1-645 (214 amino acids)
Biological process (GO): lens development in camera-type eye; visual perception
Molecular function (GO): structural constituent of eye lens
Source: RefSeq, a predicted model, not a curated record